AUGAAGUUCUCUGCUCUCCUCGUCUCCGCCGUCGCCCAAGUGGCCACUGCCCACUACUUUUUCGAUACCAACAUCGUUGGCGGCACCCAGCAGCCCGCCUUCAAAUACGUCCGCCAGUCGACCCGCCCCACCAAGUACAACCCCAUCAAGUUCUCCUCCAACCCGGCUGCCGACAUCCGUGACGGAUCCACGGCCGAUGGCCCCGAUAUCGUUUGCAACCAGGGCGCCUUCUCCUCGGCCAGCAAGACGCAGGUCUUGACCGUCAAGGCUGGUGACGAGGUCCGCGCCAAGUUGGCCGCCCCCGGCAGCGUCCAGUCCUACAGUGGAAUUGGCGGUGACUGGUUCAAGAUCUACGAGGAGGGUGUCUGCGAUGGUGGUGACUUCACCUCGACCGCCUGGUGCGACUACAACAGGGACUACAUUGCCGGCCGUAUCCCCACGGACACUCCCGAGGGAGAGUACCUGGUGCGUUUUGAGCACAUUGGUGUUCACCGCUCCCACCUGCCCGGAGGUUACAAGGCCACCGACCCCUAUGCCAACUUUAGCAUCUACAGCGGCCGCAAGGCCUUCCCUAUGCCCGGUCCCGCUGUCUGGAAGGGCGGUGCUGGUGGCGGUAGCACCAGCGCUCAACCUGCCAAGGAAGAGGCCGCUGCCCCCGCCCCUACUACCUUGUCUACUGUCGUCGUCCCUACCCCUGCUGCUGGUGCUGGCACAGGUGCCGGUCAGGCUGGCUGUGCUGCUCCAUGGGCUCAGUGUGGCGGACAGGGUUUCUCUGGUGCCAAGUGCUGCACCUCGGGAACCUGCAAGGUCGUCAACGCCUACUACUCCCAGUGCCAGUAGAGAAUUUGCUCGUCUUUGUAGCAAAUCUACGCACCGUGUUCGAGUAAGCUAAAGCCUUCCAAUCAUCUCUCUUUAGCUCUAGAGAUGUUGUACUAUCUUUGUCAAGAGCUUUCCUAGGAACAUGGCUGUACAUUGCCUUGUUUCCCUGUACAUACUCAAAGCUAUAUUCUAU
Exserohilum turcica Et28A is the source of this 1012-nucleotide messenger RNA. Its product is annotated as carbohydrate-binding module family 1 protein. The transcript has 3 exons. Gene Ontology annotation, biological process: carbohydrate metabolic process. NCBI's taxonomy places the organism in Eukaryota, Fungi, Ascomycota, Dothideomycetes, Pleosporales, Pleosporaceae. The coding region runs from base 1 to 840 and encodes 279 amino acids. Gene Ontology annotation, cellular component: extracellular region. Gene Ontology annotation, molecular function: cellulose binding. The record is from RefSeq and is a predicted model, not a curated record.